This is a messenger RNA of Cyphellophora europaea CBS 101466, 1584 nucleotides long. RefSeq lists its product as uncharacterized. Gene Ontology annotation, biological process: carbohydrate metabolic process. Gene Ontology annotation, molecular function: hydrolase activity, hydrolyzing O-glycosyl compounds. Bases 1 to 1584 code for a protein of 527 amino acids. Lineage: Eukaryota; Fungi; Ascomycota; Eurotiomycetes; Chaetothyriales; Cyphellophoraceae. The record is from RefSeq and is a predicted model, not a curated record. The transcript has a single exon.
AUGGCAAUCAACCCGAUCAUCCCCGGCUUCGCGCCCGACCCUUCCUGCAUCCGCGUCGGACAAAAGUACUACCUCGUCAACUCGACCUUCGCCUACUUCCCAGGACUGCCCAUCUACACCUCGACCGACCUGGUCUCCUGGAAACAUGUCGGCAACGCCAUCAAUCGACUGUCGCAGCACAUCUCGUUUUCGCGCUCGCACACGCGCGUCAAUCCGCCCGACCAAUGGGGCGAGUCCAUGACCAUGACGGGCGGCCUGUACGCACCCACCAUCCGGCACCGCGACGGCCUCUUCUACGUCGUGUGCACCAACGUCAUUCACCACCCCAGCGACGGCGGCAAGGAUGAGCGGCAGAACUUCAUUGUCACCAGCGCGGAUCCUGAGGGCGAUCAGUGGAGCGAUCCCGUCUUCUUUGACUUUGACGGCAUCGACACGUGUAUUUUCUGGGACGGCGACGAGAGGGAGGAUGCGAAGGCGUACAUUCACGGCAGUGCCGUGCCUGGGCCGAUGACCAAGAUCAAGCUGUUCGAGAUCGACUUGAAGACCGGGGCGAAACGGUCGGCGGAGAAGGUACUGUGGGAGGGGACCGGAGGCGUGUACCCGGAGGGCCCGCAUCUGUUCAAGAAAGACGGUUGGUACUGGCUGGUCAUCUCCGAGGGCGGGUGUUUCGAAGACCACAUGAUCACCGUGGCGCGAAGCCGGGAUCUGUGGGGUCCCUAUGGUGCGUAUGAGAGGAAUCCGAUCCUGACGGCCGGGGCCACGGACGAGUACAUAAGGAACAUUGGGCACAGUGAUCUGUUCCAGGAUACGGAGGGGAAGUGGUGGGCUGUCGCGCUGGGUAUCCGGAGGGAUCCAAAGGGCAGGUAUCUGAUGGGCAGGGAGACGUUCUUGACGCCGGCGGAGUGGCCUGAGGGCCAGUGGCCAAGCAUCAGUCAGAUCAAAAUGGACCUUGAAUCGAAUGGCAGCCACACCCUCCCGGGUGCUAUGCCUUCCCUCACCGCAGCACCAGGCGUUGACCUCCUCUACCUCCGGGACCCCGACCUGUCGAAACACCGCAUCUCCCACGACGGCAGGCUCAUCACUCUAUCAGCAGGAAGGUCCGACAUUACCCAGGGUGGACCGGAAGACAAAGUCACAUUCGUUGCAAAGCGGAUGCGUGCGCUCGAAGGCCACUCGCAGGUGACGCUCAAGACCCACCUAGAAUCUGACGCGGCGGUCUCUCUGAAAGCGGGUCUGACGCUAUACAAAGAUGAGUGCCGCUUUGCGCGCAUCCACUAUGAUUUCGGCACCGCUGAAAUUGUGUUCGAGGUUAUCAACCAGGCGAGAUCGAUCUCGCGCACGCAGAGGACGAGCGUGCCAGAAACACUACGGGGACAGCAGAUUGGCUUUCGCAUGGACUCCACCGAGUCAGAAGUGCGAUUCUCGUAUGUACUGGGCACGGCAGAGGGAUCGCAGUGGUCACAGGCUGGGCGCUUGGACACGUUGGAUUUGACGGGCUUGGAUUUCACGGGGCCGGUGGUCGGUGUAUAUGCGGUUGGGGAGACGGACGCUGAAGCGGUCUUUAAGAACUUUGAGGUCCAGUAA